This is a messenger RNA of Oldenlandia corymbosa var. corymbosa, 1295 nucleotides long. The record is from the annotation of a GenBank genome assembly. NCBI's taxonomy places the organism in Eukaryota, Viridiplantae, Streptophyta, Magnoliopsida, Gentianales, Rubiaceae.
AAUCUUUGUUAUUGGUUAAUUAGUUCCUGGAUUGAAAAGGAGACAUAGCGGUAAAAUAGAGAAUGAAAUGCGGACUACAUACGCUUGGUGAUCUAAACGAAGUAUGGCAAUAAGCACCACUAGAUUGAGAAACCUUAGUAGUAUAAAGAGUACAUGCAUAUUUAGUUAAUCUGAAUACUUUUCAAAACAAAGAAAAACAUUGUGCUGAUUGAUUUUACGGAAGCUAUCCAAAGUUCGGUAAAAUCAAUCGUUAUAUGCAUAAUAUAAAUAGAUUCCAUUAAGCAACAUGGCUACUAAUAAUGUGCGAUCAUUCUUUAAAUUGACGUCAAUAUUAUUGAUCAGUCUCGUUCUUGCCCUGCAUUUCGAAAACGGGGCAGCAAUAACACCUGAAUACAAAAAAUACGCCCGCGGUGCGUGGAAAGAUGCUCAUGCGACUUUCUAUGGGGAAGCCGACGGCUCAGGAACAUUUGAGGGUGCUUGUGGGUACGGAGACUUGAAAGAUCGAAGCUACGGAACACAAACGGCGGCGUUGAGCUUUGCAUUGUUCAACAACGGGCUGACAUGCGGGGCCUGCUAUCAAAUAAAAUGCGUGAACGAUAAAGGGUGCAAGCCGGGGAACCCUUCUGUGUAUAUUACGGCAACCAAUUCGUGCCCACCAAAUUACGGCUUACCGAGCGACCAGGGAGGAUGGUGCAAUCCCCCGCGCGAGCAUUUCGAUAUGUCACAGCCGGCUUUCCUUCAAAUCGCUGAGUACAAGGCUGGCAUUGUUCCUAUUCAAUAUCGCAGGGUGGCAUGCAGGGGAAGGAAGGGAGGGAUCAGAUUCACCAUUUCAGGGAAUCCCUACUUCAAUCUGGUCUUGGUUUCAAACGUUGGAGGCGCCGGGGAUGUUACGAAUCUUGAGGUACAAGGAUCGGACAAGUCGAAGUGGAUACCUAUGACUAGGAACUACGGCCAGAAAUGGCAGACCAACGAGAAGUUGUGCGGCCAGCCUCUUAAAUUUAGGGUCACCACCAGUGAUGGGAAGAAAUCAGUGUGGAACGCCGCCUCCGGGGACUGGCAAUUUGGCCAAACUUUCCAGGCUCGUUACCUCGCCUGACCACACAUCCUCCCUUCAGAGCCGCUAGUUUCUACUUCUGUACAUAAUACAGGUGUUGGAGGUUCUCUUUUUUGUUCUUCAUUCCUUUUUUUUCGUUGCUCUUCUAAGUGGAACGCCAUGAUGUUUCAGAGUUUUUACACCGCAAACACAAAGAAAAGCCUGGUUCAAUUUUUGAAAUACAAAAUAAACAUUGAUCAAA